Messenger RNA from Solea solea (common sole), 3859 nucleotides. It is a transcript of the gene jakmip3, whose product is annotated as Janus kinase and microtubule interacting protein 3. Gene Ontology annotation, molecular function: kinase binding; microtubule binding. NCBI's taxonomy places the organism in Eukaryota, Metazoa, Chordata, Actinopteri, Pleuronectiformes, Soleidae. The record is from RefSeq and is a predicted model, not a curated record. The coding region runs from base 300 to 2825 and encodes 841 amino acids. The transcript is spliced from 24 exons.
ACACACACACACACACACACACACACACACAUACUGACAGAGGCUAACUGCUAACACACACACACACACACAGAUGGGUGGAGGGAGGCUGAUGCUGCUAACACGCACGCGCACACACACACACACACUGAGCUACAGUGAAGCUAACUGCUGUUAGCAUGCUGAAGAAACAAGGCUAACAUUCUCACACACACACACACACAGCAAUGCAGUGUCGGGGGCUUCCUAUUGGACGAUGGACUUAAACCUUUGAUAGACAGCUCACUGGGCCGGGGCGGAGCCUGCAGGUUGAGGCGGUGAUGUCAAAGCGAGGAGGGGGGCGGGGAAAGGGGGAGCGACCAGACGCCAUGGCAACCCUUCAAGCAGCCAAUGAGGAGCUGAGAGCCAAACUGACAGACAUUCAGAUUGAACUGCAACACGAGAAGAACAAGGUGAGUCGUCUGGAGCGGGAGAAGAGUCAGGAGCUGAAGGCGGAGCAUCACCGGGCGACAGUGGCUCUGACGGAGCUGAAGACUAAACUCCACGAGGAGAAGCAGAAGGAGUUGGCCGUUACCAGGGAGACGUUACUACGGCAACACGAGAUGGAGUUGAUGCGGGUGAUUAAGAUCAAAGACGGAGAGAUUCAGCGUCUCAACGGACUCGUCCUGACGCUGAGGGACACGUCCACGGACAAGGUGAGGAGCGCUCUGCUGGCUGAGGCGGAGGAAGCGAGGCGGGGCUGGGAGGCGGAGCGUUGUCGCCUCCAGCAGGAAGUCCAGGAGCUGCGUAAGUCCAAGCGCUCGCUGGAAGACGCUCUGACAUCAUCACAGCAGGCGGGUCAGGCCCGAGCAGCCGAGCUCCGCUCCGCUCAUCAUCACCACCAGGAGGCGCUAAACCGCACCAAGAGAGACUGUGAGAGGGAGGUCCGCCGCCUGAUGGAUGAGAUUAAGUUAAAGGACAGAGCGGUCAGUGUUUUGGACAAAGCUCUGGGGCUGCAGGCUGGCCACGCCCACCGCCUCCAGCUGCAGACUCAGGCGGCCGAGCAGCAAAUCGCAGUGCUGAGAGAUGCCCAGAGGGCGGGCACUAACCACACAACUAACUCCACCCCUAACACUACUCCUCACAUUUCUCAGGAGGAUCGUGACACUCGCAGGUUUCAGUUAAAAAUCGCUGAGCUCAGCUCUGUCGUCAGGAAACUGGAGGAUCGAAACGCUCUGUUGUCUGAAGAACGCAACGAACUGCUGAAGCGUCUCCGUGAGGCAGAGAGUCAGUUUCUUCCUCUUCUGGACAAAAACAAACGUCUAAGCAGGAAGAACGAGGAGCUCGCCCUUGCUCUGCGUCGCCUUGACAACAAGCUUCGCUUCGUCACGCAGGAGAACCUGGAGAUGGUAACUAUGAGGAGGCCGAGUUCGCUUAAUGACCUGGACCGUCGUCACUCCAGUGGUUACCAUGGUUUCAGUCAGGAGGAGGGAGAGAUGGAGUUUCUACGGUUACAGGUGCUGGAGCAACAACACAUCAUCGAAGACCUGUCCAAGGCUCUGGAAACAGCAGGUUACGUGAAGAACGUCAUCGAGCGAGACAUGCUGCUCAGAUACAGACGUCAGGAGACAGUGAGGAGGAAGAGGAGCUUCAGAGCCUGUAGAGUCAUAGAGACGUUCUAUGGUUAUGAUGAAGAAGCAUCAGUCGACUCUGAUGCUUCAUCUUUGUCUUUUCACACCGACAGAACUCCAGACACUGAACCAGAGGAGGGGUGUGUGCGUGAGGAGGCGGAGCUCCGUUACCGUCAGCUGACUCAGGAGUAUCAGGCGUUGCAGCGAGCGUACGCUCUGCUGACGGAGACGUACGGAGGAAACUACGACGCAGAGAAGGAGAUCAAGACCAGAGAACAGCUGCUGAGUGAGAUCAGCAGAUAUCAAACCAGAGUCACUGAUCUGGAGUCAGCUCUGAAACAACAGGGACUGGACGUGCAGUGGGUGGAGGAGAAACAGUGUUUAUAUCAGAGGAAUCAGGAACUGUUUGAAAAGCUGCGUCAGAUGGAAUCUGACGAGCUGCGACUGAAGAACGACAUUCAGGACAUCAGAGAUCAGAACGAGCUGCUGGAGUUCAGGAUCUUAGAGCUGGAGGAGCGGGAGCGACGCUCACCUGGAAUCAACUUCCAACAGCUGUGUUUCCCAGAAGGCCUCAGUCCUCUGCAAGUGUACUGUGAGGCAGAGGGCGUCACUGAGAUCGUGAUCAGUGAGUUGAUGAAGAAGCUGGACAUUCUGGGAGAUAACGCCGUAAGUAAUCUGUCCAACGACGAGCAGGUGGUGGUGAUUCACGCCAGGACUGUCCUCGCCAUGGCAGAGAAGUGGCUGGAGUCCAUUGAAGUGACCAAAUCGUCUCUGCAGCAGAAAAUGUUGGACAUCGAGAGUGAGAAGGAUCUGUUCCGUAAACAGAAAGGUUACCUGGACGAGGAGCUGGACUACAGGAAGCAGUCCAUGGAUCAGGCUCACAAGAGGAUUCUGGAGCUGGAGGCCAUGUUGUUUGAGGCUCUGCAGCAGGAGGCGGAGUCUAGGAUGGCAGGAUUCAAAGCGGAGGAGCGGCGCCUCUGCGAAACGCUGUCGGAGGAGGAGAGAGAGGAGCUACGGCGAGCCAUGGACCAAUGGAAACGAAGCGUGAUGUGCGAGCUGAGAGAAAGAGACGUCCAGAUCCUCCGAGAGAGGAUGGAGCUGCUGCAACUCACACAGCAGAGAAACAAGGAGCUGGAGGAGUUUAUAGAAACACAGAAACGACAGAUCAAAGAGCUGGAGGAGAAGUUCCUCUUCCUCUUUCUCUUCUUCUCUCUGGCCUUCAUCCUGUGGUCGUAAAAACAGCAGUGUCUUCAGGCUUCCACAGGGGGGCGUGUCCAGAGGACCAGCUCACUGGCUUCACUGCCCCACUCAGCAGCCAAUCAGAGCAGAGCGCAGCUGUCAGCUGGCUCGCCACAGUGCCGCCGCUCCGGAUGGAGGGGUCGACCAAGGAGGAGGAGCUUCCGAGGCGAGGCGCUAACGAGCUUAACGAGCUUCCUGUCAGGGUUUGUUUGAACAGUGAGCGCGUGCUCUCAGUGUUCACUGACUGUGACAUCACAGGUGACAUCACUGAUGACAUCACUGUGACACACCAGACUGGUUCAGUUGAAUGAAACUUUGUUCUGAUUGGCUGUCGCACCUGCAGUCAGUGUGUGUGUGUGUGUGUGUGUGUGUGUGUGUGUGUGCUCACAGUGAUGAAGAAAGUAGGUCAGAGCUUCACAAACAUGACUGGAGGAUUUUACAGAACUGAACUGAAGAUUAUAUUGUAUUAAAUGAUAAUGUAUUAUAUAAAAUGAUAUAAAAUGAUAUUAUAUGAUAUGAAAUGAUUGUCAUGUAUCUAAUGAGUUGUUUUUGAAGUGUUCAUGUGUUAAAUCAUUAUUUUUAAACCAUAUUGGUUUUUUGUCUUUUUAAUCAUUGAAGUUAUUUGAAGUUUCAUGUUUUUUUUCCAUGAAUGAUUCGAUUUUAAACUUUUGAGGUGAAACUAUCAAAACGUGGUCGUCAACGGCAACGAAAACAAACAACAACAAAACGUCACUUUUCAGAUUCCACAGGAUAUUUUUGUAUCUGCACUGUGAGUCUGAACAUGUGACGAGUCUGACUGUGAUGUCAUCGAUCUUCCAUCAAUGUCAUCUAUGAUCAGUGAUCUAUGAUCGAUCACAGGAUCUAUGAUCAGGAUCUAGGAUCUAUGAUCAGUGAUCUGUGAUUGAUCACAGGAUCUAUGAUCAGUGAUCGGUGAUCGAUGACAUUUAAGACAAAUUCUGUUUGUGUUUUAUUAACAAGAAUGAAAACAAAUCACAGAUCAAUAAAAAGAGAAAACAAUUGUAAUGUAUUUG